ACACAACACAACCCCCUAAACAGGGACGGAGAGAGUGCAACUGACGGGCAGAGUUAGUGAGAGUGUGUCAGACUGUAAGAGAUAAGCAGAGCUGGUCUCAGGAUGCCUGCGUACGCUACCAACAUGAGGUUAAAGUUCCCCAUCGUGGCCUUGGUUUUGGAGAUAGUCACCAUCAUCCUGUUUGCAGUGUUUGUGGUCUACGAUGAUGGGAAACAUCAUGGGCAUGCUUCCAAUGGGACCCAACAUGAAGAGGCACCCAUGGACCUCUACCCCAUGUUUCAGGAUGUUCACGUCAUGAUCUUCAUUGGCUUCGGCUUCCUGAUGACCUUCCUGAAGAGAUACGGGUUCAGCAGCGUGGGCAUCAACCUGCUCCUCGCAGCCUUCGGCCUGCAGUGGGGCCUCCUCAUGCAGGGCAUCUGGCACCUGGACGAUGGCAAGAUCAAAGUCAGCAUCUUUAAGAUUAUAAACGCAGACUUCGGCACAGCUACAGUCCUGAUUUCCUUUGGGGCUGUUCUGGGUAAAACCAGCCCUUUGCAGCUGCUCAUCAUGACUAUACUGGAGAUCACCAUCUUCUCUAUCAAUGAACACCUGGUGGCCACAGUCCUUCAGGCUAAUGAUGUCGGAGCAUCCAUGAUCAUCCACGCCUUUGGAGCCUACUUUGGCCUGGCUGUGGCUCGAGUACUUUACAGACCAGGUUUAAGAAAUGGACACGAUAACGAUGGAUCAGUUUAUCACUCCGAUUUGUUUGCCAUGAUUGGAACCGUCUUCCUGUGGAUGUUCUGGCCCAGUUUUAACUCAGCCAUCGCUGAACCAGGCUACACUCAGCUCACUGCUGUGAUCAACACAUACCUGUCCUUGGCCGCCUGUGUGCUCUCUGCUUACGCCAUCUCCAGCCUCGUGGAACACAAAGGAAAACUGGACAUGGUGCACAUUCAGAAUGCCACCUUGGCUGGCGGCGUCGCAGUGGGAACAUGUGCUGACAUGAACAUUGGGCCAUAUGGGGCAAUGCUGAUUGGAUUAGUGGCUGGCAUCAUCUCUACCCUUGGCUUCAAGUUCCUCUCACCUAUCCUGGCGUCAAACCUUGGCAUCCAGGAUACCUGUGGUGUCCACAAUCUGCACGGCAUGCCUGGCAUCCUGGGCGGCUUGGCUGGUAUUGUGGCGGUGGCUUUGGGGAAGAAAGAUGGUGCGGCUACAAUGCAAGCUGCUGCCUUGGCUUCGUCUCUUGGGUUUGCUUUGGUUGGAGGGGCUAUCACAGGUUUAAUAAUGAAGAUGCCGUUCCUGGGUCAGCCUCCAGACCAGAACUGCUUCGACGAUUCUAUUUACUGGGAGGUCCCUGAGGAGGAGGAGGAGAACGAGGAGAGCUUGGCUCACGCUGAUCAUUCAAAGAACAAAGCGGAGGCUUAAUUAUCUGCCAAUCUUCCACUGAGCAAAAACCAAAGCAAAGGAUCAUUAAUCAGCAACACCACGUCUACAGAAAACAAUUUCUGAGUUAUAGUAAUGUGCUAAAAGAAGAAGAAUAUGUUUGAAAAAAAAAAAAUGUUGGUGUUCAUAAAGUAUUUCACAUUGUGGUAAAAUUGACACUUGAAAUUAGGAAGGACAGGCUCUGAUUGUUCACACAAUUGUUGCCAAAAGUUUGUUAUAUCUCUUUUAAACUAAGGAAAGACCCUUUUGAAAAUUUGGAAUGAGAACACUUCAGGGAUUUUCUACAGUGAAAUGUGUGUUCGGUAACUACAGUCAUGAGCACUGUGCAAAAGACACAGUGGAUCACACCAUAGCCUCAGUGCUGCCUCAUACACAACUACUUCCAUAAGCUUUUGUUUUUAUCUUAAUUCAUUUUUAUAUUAUACAUAGGCAUUACAAUUAGUUUUAAUAUUCUAUGAUAGUGUUUGUCUUUAUACAUUCUUUUAUAUCUCUAUUUCUGCUGAGGUUUGUGUCAAAGAAUGGAGUUAAAACCUGCCUUUGACAAGCCUCACGUCACCUCACUGGAGCCCAGGCCUUGUGCAAGGAGUCAGAGUCAGACUGCAUGAAACCAGCAUCGAGGCUCUGACAUGGGCAGGGAUAGUUGCAUAUGUAGUCACUAAUAAACAUUUCACCUUGCUUAUCUCCCUUUGCUUACAACAUUUUUUUACCUAUCUGAGGGCAGCUUUACAAUUUCUAUAAUGCAAUGAGAUUUGCAUUCAGAUCUAUACAUUUAGCAUUCAUUUGACCGCUACUAGGCAGGCUCAUGUUCUUACUUUUGUCUGUUUUCUACUCAUUGUAUACAUGUACAUACAGUUUAGCUUUAAGAUGGAUUGACAUGGUUGGUUGUGUGAAAGCCCUGUAGUGCUAAAAAACGCAAGUGGUACUGAAUACAUUUCAGAUAUCUUUAAAAUAACUCAACCAGAGUUCCCCCUGAUUAUAAAACUGGUCUGAGGUGCAACUGUGGGCAUAAAGUAACUUUCUUGACCAUUUGAAGCAGUAGAUAGACAUUUCUUGAACCUGUUGGUUCUGCUAUAGGACAGUUUUUAUCAUGUUUUACAUAUCCACCUAUGAACUGCAGGGCUAAGCUAAACUGACUACACAUACACAAGUGUUUAACAAUGAUAUUUUGUUUUUUUAAAUGUUAAUGUUGCCCUGAACACUGACACACCAAAAACUGUGUAUUUUUUAUACAGUGGGAACGUGCUCUUAUUUGUAUAAUAUACUAAUACUGUCAUAAUAAAGAUGUUUUUGUGUAACAGUG
This is a messenger RNA of Notolabrus celidotus (New Zealand spotty), 2722 nucleotides long. It is a transcript of the gene rhag, whose product is annotated as Rh associated glycoprotein. The transcript has 10 exons. NCBI's taxonomy places the organism in Eukaryota, Metazoa, Chordata, Actinopteri, Labriformes, Labridae. Gene Ontology annotation, molecular function: ammonium channel activity. Gene Ontology annotation, cellular component: plasma membrane. Gene Ontology annotation, biological process: ammonium transmembrane transport; ammonium homeostasis. The record is from RefSeq and is a predicted model, not a curated record. The coding region runs from base 103 to 1404 and encodes 433 amino acids.